Molecule: messenger RNA, 1027 nt
Organism: Rosa rugosa (rugosa rose)
Lineage: Eukaryota; Viridiplantae; Streptophyta; Magnoliopsida; Rosales; Rosaceae
Product: THO complex subunit 4B-like
Exons: 5
Coding region: 74-781 (235 amino acids)
Biological process (GO): mRNA export from nucleus
Cellular component (GO): nucleus
Molecular function (GO): mRNA binding
Source: RefSeq, a predicted model, not a curated record
GCCACGAGGGCAUAACGGUCAUUUCGGCGGCAGAGGCCGUGGAGGCUCCACCUCAGGCCCCGCUCGUCGGCCGAUGAACCGCAACGCCUACAGAACGGCGCCGUAUCCCACUCUGCCGGAAAUGCAAGGACAGCCUGGACCCAGAAGGAUUGAGCUGCCAUUGGCUUUGAGCCAAGCGAUGAACAGAGAGGGAGGCACCAAGCUUUAUAUAUCUAACUUGGACUAUGAUGUUACCAAUAGAGAUAUAGAGUUGCUCUUCUCUGAGGUUGGUGAGUUGGAAAGGCACUCAAUCCAUUAUGAUAAAAGUGGAAGAUCUAAGGGAACAGCUGAAGUUGUCUAUAAGCACCAUUCAGAUGCUCUAGCAGCAAUCGAGAGAUAUAACAAUCAGCACCUUGAUGGAAAGAAAGUGGAAAUUAAGCUUGUGGGACUCAAUGUUGUUUCUUCUGUUCCUCUGCUUCUGCCUCCAAAUACAAAUUUCUUGCAAGAACAUCCAAGUCCCGUCUUCCAGAGGCUAGGAAGAGCUGGUUCAAGGGGAUCGUUUCAUGGUCAUGGUGGUGUUGGACUUGAAAGAGGCCGUGGACAGGUGAGAAAUGGUGGUCCGAAGGUUACUACAGAAUCUCAGCAAUGGAAGAAUGUGACUGCAGAAAAUCAGCAAAGGAAGAAUGUGAUUACAGAAUCUGUUAACAGGAAGAAAACAUUUUAUGGAGAUACAACUGUGACUUUUGAAGAUCUGGAUGCUGAUUUGGAGAAAUACUGCCUAAAAGGUAGGCCGGUAAACUGAAAUCACAGUUAGAUGACAGACAUGGUAGUUUAGGGAAGGCAAACUGGUAAUAUAUAACAUAUAGAUGGAUAUGGAGCACUGCCUAUUAGCAUUUCUUGCUCCCUUGAAUUAUAUCUUACAGUUUGUCUGGUAUUUAGUACCACUUUUGUGCUGGGAUGCAAAAGAAGUUAGUUACAAAGUCAUCCCUUCAAUUAGUAACAAGGACACCACAGAUACCUCAGUGCCAUCUGCUAUCAAACAUAUAUA